Messenger RNA from Phycodurus eques (leafy seadragon), 4036 nucleotides. Its product is annotated as E3 SUMO-protein ligase ZBED1-like. The transcript has 2 exons. The coding region runs from base 44 to 1906 and encodes 620 amino acids. Gene Ontology annotation, molecular function: protein dimerization activity; DNA binding. Lineage: Eukaryota; Metazoa; Chordata; Actinopteri; Syngnathiformes; Syngnathidae. The record is from RefSeq and is a predicted model, not a curated record.
CCCCCUUGCACAUGGAGUAACUCGCUGGGAAUAACAUAGAAAAAUGAACAACGAACACGACAAAAUCUUAACUGCUUUGCCAGAAAGUGACGACUUGGUGCCAAAAAGAAAAGCAACUUCAGUUAUCUGGAAUUAUUUCGGCUACAAGAAGGGUGAUAUUGAGCAAACACGUGUUCUGUGUGGACAGUGCCUUGCCCCUGUGGGCACGACGGGAGGUAACACAACUAAUUUGUUUGAACAUUUACGUCGACACCACACAGCUCAGUACGUCGAAUGCAAAGCUAAAUCUGUAUGUCGUCAAAAUUACAUUUCGGGAGCCUUUGCAAGUGGUACACCAUAUGCGAAAGAUUCCAAACGGCAGAAAGAAAUAACAGAUGCUAUCACGUUUCAUCUGGCUAAAGACAUGGUACCCGUAUAUACGAUUUCCAAAGUUGGGUUUAAAAAAAUGAUCCGCUCGCUAGACAAACGGUACGUCAUACCGCCACGUAACUUUUUUUCUCAAGUUGCCAUCCCGGAGCUGUACGAGAAGUGCAAGGCAGACGUUCAAACAGAGCUGUCAGAUGUGCAGUAUUAUGCAGUGACAACGGACUUGUCUCGCCGGACUGCGGAGCCUUACAUCAGUCUGACUGUCCACUUCAUUCAUCAGGAGUUCGAAAUUAAAAGUCGCUGUUUGCAAACGUCAUAUUUCCCGGAGGAUUACACGAGUGAGAAUAUUGCAUUUGAGAUGAGAGAAGCGCUGGCUGCUUGGGGCCUGGAUGACAAUCGUCUUGCGUGCAUAACAACAGACAACGCUGCAAACAUGAUGAAAGCCGCUGCACAGAACGAGUGGACCCGACUGCAGUGUUUUGCCCACAGACUGCAUCUUGCGGUUGAAAGUGCAGUCAAACAUGAUGGACGUAUUGAGCGUGCUGUAGGUGUCUGCAAGAAGCUGGUUGGUCACUUCUCCCGCAGCUGGAAGGCCAGAAGAGCUCUUGAAAAAGCCCAGAAAGACCUCAAUCUACCAACUCAUUCCCUCUUAUCCGAAUGCCAGACAAGAUGGGGCUCUAGACAGAUGAUGAUCAGUAGGAUACUGGAGCAGCAGCAGGCCAUAACUCAGGUUCUGUCCAUGGACAAGAAGAUGCACCAUUUAACUCCAACUUGGCAAGACAUAGAUGUUCUGGAAUCUGUCAGCAGAUCACUAGGCCCGCUGCUGGAAUUAACUGAUGCUCUUUCAGGUGAAGACUAUUUCAGUGUUUCCUAUGUUAAGCCUGUCCUGCACCUCUUAAACAACUCAAUCCUGGUUGUCCAAGAGGACGACGCAGACCUAACAAAGAAGGUGAAGAGUGAGAUGUUGAACUACAUCAACAAGCUAUAUAAUUGUAAAGCUACUCAGGAGCUACUUGAUAUAGCAUGUUGUUUGGACCCCAGAUUCAAGAUGGAUUUCAUCAGUGCAGACAACAAGAGCCAAGUCAGUGCCAGAGUGAUAUCAGAGAUGACGGUGACAUUGGAGACCCAGGAGACAACACUCUGCAGCUCAGAGGUCGAACCCAAAGCGGCUGCCACGCCCCAGAAAAAGAAAGCUAAGAGGUCCUUGGGCUGUUUCUUCAAAGAAAAGGGGAGCAGAGCUGCAGAAAAGUGUGAUUCCUUUGUAAACCUGAAGGAUACGGUGGAAGCAGAGUUUGACAACUACCUGCUAGCACCUUCAAUAGACACAGAGGAAGAUCCACUUACUUGGUGGAAAAUUCACCAAGUCAACUUUCCACAUCUUGCCAAGCUUGCCCGCAAGUAUCUCUGCAUUCCUGCAACAAGCUCCCCUUCAGAAAAGCUUUUCAGGACAAGUGGCCACAUUGUCACUUGUCAGCGUUCUUCUUUAAAACCUGCAAUGGUAGAUAGACUGGUAUUCUUGGCCAAAAACCUCAACACUUGAGUGAACUUUGUACGUGCACUGUACACACACACACACACACACACAGUUAGUUACACUUGGACUUUUAUCUGUUCGGUACUCUUAAAAAAGGAAAGAGAAAAGCAGAUUUGCUAAAGCGUUCAAGGUUGUCUUCAUCUUUAUUUAAGAUUAAAAGACAUUUUACACUGCACUGUUGCUUUGGUUUAAAUGAUCACCAAUUUGUGAAACUGAUUGCUGAGAGUUGGCUCUUCAAGUUACACAGUGCAUCUGGAAAGUAUUCAUACAGUUUGUUUUACCACAUUUUGUUAUGUUACAGCCUCCUCCCAAAAUGGAAUAAAAAAAAAUGUUUCCCUCAAAAUUCUACACACAACCCCCCAUAAUGACCAUGUGAAAAAAUUUGCAGAUUUAUUAAAAAUAAGAACCUAAGACGUCACAUGUACAUAAGUAUUCACAGCCUUUGCUCAAUACUUUGUUGAUGCACCUUUGGCAGUAAUUACAUCCUCAAGUCUUUGUGAAUAUGAUGUCACAAGGCUUGGCACACCUAUCUUUGGGUAGUUUCCCCCCAUUCCUCUUUGCAGCACCUCUCAAGUUCCAUCAGGUUGGAUGGAGAGCGUCAGUGCACAGCCGUUUUCAGAUCUCUCCAGAGAUGUUUGAGCGGAUUCAUGUCUUUGCUCUGGCUGGGCCACUCACGGACAUUCACAGAGUUGUCCUGAAGCCACUCCCUCGUUGUCUUGGCUGUGUGCUUAGGGUCGGUGUCCUGUUGGAAGGUAAACCUUCGCCCCAGUCUGAGGUCCUGAGCGCUCUGGAGCAGGUUUUCAUUCAGGAUGUCUCUGUACAUUGCUGUAUUCAUCUUUCCCUCAAUCCUGACUAGUCUCCCAGUUCCUACUGCUAAAAUAACAUCCCCACAGCAUGAUGCUGCCACCACCAUGCUUCACUUCAUGGUAUUGGUCAGGUGGUGAUGGUUUCCUCCAAAUAUGACGCCUGGCAUUCACACCAAGUUUCAUCGGAUCAAAGACUUUUCUCUCUUAUGGUCUGAGAGUCCAUCAGGUGCCUUUUGCCAAACUCCAGGUGGGCUGCCAUGUGCCUUUUACAAAGGAGUGGCUUCAUCUGUCCACUCUACCAUACAUGCCUGAUUGUUGGAGUGUUGCAGAGAUGGUUGUCCUUCUGGAAUGUUCUCCUUUCUCCACAGAGGGCUGCUGGACCACGGACAGAGUGACCAUCGGGUUCCUGGUCACCUCCAUGACUAAGGCCUUUCUCCCCCGAUUGCUCAGUUUAGAAAUGCGGCCAGCUCUAGGAAGAGUCCCGGUGGUCCGGAACUUAUUCCAUUUACAGAUGAUGGAGGCUACUGUGCUCACUGGAACCUUCAAAGCAGCAGACAUUUCUCUGUGCCCUUCCCGAGAUUUGUGCCUCGAGACAAUCCUGUCUCAGAGGUCUACAGACACUUCCUUGGACUUCAUGCUUGGUUUAUGCUCUGACAUGCACUGUCGAUUUGUAGGACCUUCUAUAGACAGAUGUUUGGCUUUCCAAAUCAUGUCCAAUCAACUGAAUUUACCACAGGUGGGACUCCAAUUAAUCUGUAGGAACCUCUCAAGGAUGAUCAGUGGAAACAUGAUGCACCGGAACUCCAUUUUGAGCUUUGUGGCAAAGGCUGUGAAAACUGAUGAACAUGUGAUUUGUUCACAUUUUUUUAUUUUUAAUAAAUUUGCAAAAAUCACGUCAUUAUGGGGUGUUGUGUGUAGAAUUUUGAGGGAAAAAAUGUAUUUGUUCCAUUUUGGAAUGAGGCUGUAACAUAACAAAAAGUGAAGCGCUGUGAAUACUUUCCGGAUGCACUUUAGAGCAAAUUAAAUUAAUCUUUAUCUCAAGUUGUUUAAGUCUUAUGCUGUAAAUCAUUAAGGCAACUGGCAAUGUGCUAAUAUUUGUAUGUGGUUUAUUUAAAAUCAUAUUUACUUUUUAUACUACAUUAAAACGAGGGUUGUAAGUCUCUCGAGAACCCCAUUUUGAGCUGCUGAUAUUUCAUUUUUGUUAAAGCUUGUUUACUUAUUUUCCAUUAUUAACAAAAGAAGGUGUUGUUGGACCACUCAGGAAGCUCAUAUAGACCUGCUUUUAUUUUUAUUAUUUUGCUUUUUAAAAAACUUUUGAUAAAAAGACAGU